Candidozyma auris is the source of this 2193-nucleotide messenger RNA. RefSeq lists its product as uncharacterized. Lineage: Eukaryota; Fungi; Ascomycota; Pichiomycetes; Serinales; Metschnikowiaceae. Gene Ontology annotation, cellular component: HDA1 complex. Bases 1 to 2193 code for a protein of 730 amino acids. The transcript has a single exon. The record is from RefSeq and is a predicted model, not a curated record.
AUGAACUUACUAGAUCUUCUUUCUGACGAUCCCCCGGCCGACCCUGGCCCCAGCCAGGUUGAUAUGCACCACUACCUCGGAAAUGUCGACAGUGGAUUCCAGCCAGUUUACGGUCAAGCAUACUCUGGAAUUGAAGAAAGAAGAGAUUCUGUUGAUGCGAAGGACUCUAGCAACAACGUGAUUUAUCUUCCAGCAAGAAUGUCACCUUUUCAAAGAGACGUUUGCGAGCUUAUAGUGCAGAUCUUUCGAAAAGGGUUUGAACAAGAGCUUCAGAAGAGUAAAAACCGAGCGUCUAUAAGUAAUCUUUCAAAUAAUGAGGAUGAAAUGCACGGACGAAUUAGCGCUGGCCGGUCACGGGAAUCCAGUGCUAGACUUAUCAAUUUGAUGUUUGAACAGUUACGCAAAGUGUCCAUGCACCCUUCACUUUUGGUUGACCAUUUUAUUCCCAAGAGAUGGUUGCUACUGGAAGUAAAUGAGCGUUUAUUGAACUUAUCCGGAAAACUAGCGCUUUUUGAUCGCAUAGUAGACCUCUUGUGCGAUACGUACAAUAAUUUCAACAAGGCACCCAGUGAGCAAUACAAUGUGCUUGUGAUGGCCGAGUCGGUGAAGGAGUUAGAGUGGAUAGAGGGCUCAAUAAUUGGCAAGGAGCUUGAGUAUCACAAUUUGAAUACGAGGAAGUUGUACGAUAAGGAUGACCUGAAGAAGGAGGUGAAGGAAGAGUUUACAGAGGAUGAGUUGUUUUCAGGCGACAAUAGGAAUAAGAAACGUCAUCACUUGAAGAGACGGAGACAGCAAAGCAGGCUGAACCGAAAGUAUGGAUUGGUCUUGCAUCUCGCCACUUCAAGGCACAUGUAUGAAAGCUACACGUCAAGUGUGCAAUUUGACCUCAUAUUCUCGUUUGACUCCCAUCCUGAUCUCGAGAGUGCUAGUAUACAACUCAUACGAUCAAAUAACAAAGCAUCAUCCGUCUCAUUGCUGGCAAAACAAUUCAGGACUCCAAUAAUCAUCCCAGUCCCAACCUACUCCUUAGAGCACUACUCCACCAUCUUUCCAAGACCAGAGGAUAAUCUAGAUCUUCGAGGCGGUCCUGAUGCUCAGGUUCAUUGGAAGCUCAAGGUAAUCAGUGCGUUUGUUGCUAACAGGUAUAAACUUUACGACGAGAACGAAGACAACUUCUUUGUAAAGCUUUACGGUAACCGCUUCGAGGGGUUGAAACAAUGGCUUGUAAACUGGUGGGGUACUCCACUUCCAGCCGUGGCUCUGUUUCUUGAUGAAAGCAGAGAUUCCCUCCAACUACACCCAUCUGAAGAGAAGCUCUUGAAGCAGCUCAGGGUAAAUUUUUGCGAAUUUCUCAAGGCUGCUUUCAGCAAGGAAAAUCAUAAAUUCAAAUUCGAGAAUCCUAGUAUCGACAGUGUCGAUGACACCGUUUUGGAUUUCGACACGUUGAAGAAGAGAUUUUCUGAGGCUCUCAACCACCGCACUGAGCUUGUGGAGACAAUCGUACGCCGCGGCCUUUUUGAAGUACUUCCUAAGUAUCGAAAGGCUGAAACUGAGCGGCAGACGGAUAUAGAUGCAUGCGAAGACCAAAUGGGUGAAAGAUAUAAGAAGCUACGCAAACUAAUCGAGGAGGCUAGCGCCGUGGAGAGAAAGUAUAACAGAGCAGAGGCUGAGAACACGCGGGUUGAAUCAAUAUGGACUGAGACAAAAGAAAUGCUCAAACACCUUGAUGAGGUUAUACAGCAAAAGAGCGAUGAGGAGAUCAAAAAGCUCGUUGAAGAGCAGACAAAGGUUAUUGAGCAAUUAAAUGAGGAGAAGGGGCGUUUGAGGAAGGAGUUGACACAAGUGGCACAGGAUGGCGAGGCCCGUCGUGGUGAGUACCAGACUAAGUCGGCAGCUGCAGUCAAUGCUACCGCAAAGCUCAAUGAUGCGAUCAAGAAGCAGGAGUCACUACAUGGCAUCGUAAAUGGGCCCGGAAUGCAUAUUCUUCCUUCAUUACAAAAAGAAUAUGAGCAAAUGAAUUACGAGUUGCGGGCCAACAAGCUCCGCAAAGAAAAUGCUUUCCUCAAACUGCUCUUCCUGUCAUACUUGGACAAGAUGGUGAAGGAGAGAAAUGCCACCGUGGACAACACAGGUUCGGGGCUGAGCAGCCGACCAUCGAAUCGUGUCAGUCGAGGCUCAACGCCCUUUAAUUAG